UGCCGGGUUUCUCUCUGUUCGCCCAUCAUAGACAGCGGUGCCCCCGGCGUCCCGUGCCUCGGAAGAAGGGAAGCCGGGGCGCUCCAGCAUGCGCUGAUUGGAUUGGCUGAGCUCAAAGCUGGAGGCGCCAUGUCCUUCUUCCGUAGGAAAGGCAAAGGAAAAGAUCAAGAUAAGCCAGAUGUGAAGAUAUUUAGAGCUCAAGCACCGGCAUCAGUACAUUCCCCAUCUAGAAGUCCGAAAAACAAUGCUUUGCUGCAGGCUGCCGGACCCAGCUAUGUGGCUAUCAAUGCCAUCUCUGCAAACAUGGACUCCUACUCAAGCAGCAGAACUGCUGCCCUCAAGAAGCACCCGAUGCACAUGGAAGCUACACAUUUUGGAGAUCUUGGUCGAUCCUGUCUGAAGUAUGAGGCCCAAGAGACAAAGUCCAUCCUUUCAAAGACCCUGGAACAGGUGCUACAAGAUAAUGUGGCUCUCCCAUAUUUUAUCCAGUUUAUGGAACUCAGGAGAAUGGAACAUUUGGUGAAAUUCUGGCUGGAAGCUAAAAGCUUUCACUCCACUACAUGGUCUAGGAUAAGAGCGUUCAGUUUAAACACCAUCAAGCACAGCUCACUGGCAGAACCAGUAUCACCAUCUCUGAAAAGACCAGACUUGUCUGUAGCGUCUGCAGAUGAGCAGGCUCAGGAUUUCUCUAAAAUGCCACAUCAUACAUCUAGGUUGAAAGGACUGGACACAGGGGCAAAACAAACCAGUGCUUCUAACCAUUUGGAAACUAAACAGAAUACAGGAGGCCUGCCAAGUAUCCACCUCAAACUCUGCCCCGAUCAAACUGUGCCCGUUAAUGAGCAGUCUUCCAUGCAUGUCACGUCUGCAAAGAACACCCCCACACAUACAGGAUUUACAGAUAUGUCUCAGAAGCUUAUGAAGAGCAUAGAGCGAGAUGCUGUUCACACUUUCACCAAAUACAUUUCUCCAGAUGCUGCUAAACCUAUCCCGAUCAGCGAGGAAAUCCGAAGUGAUAUUGUUGCUAAGAUUUGUGGGGAGGACGGCCAAGUGGAUCCCAAUUGCUUUGUUACAGCACAGUCCAUUGUGUUCAGCGCCAUGGAGCAAGAGCACUUUACAGAAUUUCUGCUCAGUCACCAUUUUUGUAAAUAUCAGAUUGAGGUGCUGACCAGUGGAACAGUUUAUCUGGCCGACAUCCUCUUCUGUGAGUCGGCACUCUUCUACUUCUCAGAGUACAUGGAGAAAGAAGAUGCAGUAAAUAUAUUGCAGUUCUGGUUGGCUGCAGAUAACUUCCAGUCUCAACUGGCUGCUAAAAAUGGGCAGUAUGAUGGGCAGGAAGCGCAAAAUGAUGCAAUGAUCUUAUAUGAUAAGUAUUUUUCAUUACAAGCUACUCAUCCCCUCGGCUUUGAUGACUCUGUACGACUAGAAAUUGAAUCCAACAUUUGUAGAGAAGGGGGUCCGCUCCCAAACUGCUUUACUACUCCAUUACGGCAGGCCUGGACCACCAUGGAAAAGGUAUUCCUGCCUGGCUUCCUUUCCAGCAACCUCUACUACAAAUACUUGAAUGAUCUCAUCCACUCUGUGCAAAGUGAUGAUUAUAGCUGGAGGGGAGCAGGGAAUCCUAGUCAGGGGGCCCAAGGCACUCCGAUCCAUUCACCCUACAUAAGCUCUACAGAUAAUCCUGGCUCCCAGCCUGGAGUUACAAAGAGCAAUGUAAAGAUACUGAAAAACUUUGACGAAGCAAUAAUUGUUGAUGCUGCAAGUCUGGAUCCUGAAUCCCUGUAUCAACGCACAUAUGCAGGGAAAAUGACUUUUGGUACAGUCAGUGACUUGGGACAGUUUAUUAGAGAAGCGGAACCUGAGCCGGACAUGAAGAAAUCGAAAGGCUCCAUGUUCUCUCAAGCUAUGAAGAAAUGGGUCCAAGGAAACUCUGAUGAGGCCCAAGAAGAAAUGGCUUGGAAGAUAGCAAAGAUGAUUGUGAAUGACGUCAUGCAGCAGGCACAGAGGAGUCCUUCUCCAGAGAAAUCUACAAAGAUAUGAUAAUAUAAAGAAGCCUGGCCAAAUGCAUCUGCUGUAUCUGCUCUGGGAUGAAGUGUGCGCCCCACUUGUGGAUUGAGACUUGCAGAAGAAGAAGAAGAAGCAGCAGUGUAACUUGUGCAGCUGGACUCAGGUGUCCCAGAACAAGAUAAUGAGUAAAGGAAGCCUCCCCUCAGACAGAUAUGUUAUCCCUUGCAUUACUAUCUUCAAAGACUUUGAACAAGUGCACAUUGCAUUUGCUAUUAUGAAGGUUUUUGUUGAAGUGCAAAACUGGUGGUUGGUCAGUGAGCGGCACAGGGCACCGCAGAGUUUUUGCUAAGCAAACAUGCACUUAUACAGAAUCAGCAAGUGUCUAUUACAGGGGUUUCCCCAUGUAUGGCCCUCUAGUGGUUGUUGGACUCAAGCCCUCAUUAGCACAUUUAUAUACCAGAGUUUUAGUACAGUAAGGACUACAUGGGAUCGACGUUUCUUCUUUAGGUUCAUGCACAAGUCUGGUGUAGUCCUUACAGUUACAGCAUAGAUUUCUCUGUUUCAUAUGAAGUUUAUUAUACAAGUGCAGUAGCCCAAAUCCGUUUGUGUUGCUUUUGGAGCUUAGCUGAAGAUUUUUUUUUUUUUUUUUUUUGGGAUAUUGGAAGCAUGUACAGUAUGUAGCUCUCGGGAACUGGUUUCAGUCCUACCUAAAGCAUUAGUAAUAUUAGCAUAGAGUCCAUUCAAUUAUUGAGUGCCCAAGUCACGGGUAUCUUCAAAUGUAACUUGUAACAUCCCCACAUGUUUGCAUGCAGACUAUAUAUGAUCAUUUUUAGAAUAGUAUCAAAUAUCAAUCCUUUCAGGAUAUGUGUACAACUCCAUGAGCUUGGUGCCCAGAGUUUUUAUCCCGUGUUUAUUUUCUGUGUUGCACUUGGUUUUGGUUUACUGUAUCAGCCCAAUGCUUAUUCACUAUAAACUUAUGUCUGGAUAUUUCAGCAGGAGAUUUCACAAAAGAUGCCCCUUCUUUUAUUGAGAUUCUAUACUAGGGAUAAGCAUUGAUCAUCGACGACAGACUUCCACGUAAGCAGGCCGUAAUGUAAUCCCCUUGCACCAGUAACACCAAAAAACUGUUACUAAGCAUGACACCACCUCAGGGUGCCACAGGUGAUCAAUAUAAACCAAGGAUCAGAAGUUAUAACCUAAUUUAUUAAAUAUUCUUAGAGUUUAGUGAAGAAAUAUGACACAACAACGUGGCUUAUAGGAAAAUAUACAUAUAACAUGAACUUUCCAACCUCACAAAACUGAUUUCCAGCUAAAGCAAAUUAGUAGUUCACAUCCACAUAAAAAAAGUUUCCAUCGGAGUUGUGUAAAGGUAAAAAGAAUAAUGGCAAAACUGGAUCAGAGGACUCCUGCCCCAUAACUAGUAAAUAUUGUUAUAGGUGAUUGUUAAGUGCCAAUAAAGAACACAAUUACACUGUAAAGUACCAAGCCGUGACAGGCAUGCACCAAUCACACAGGUGGAAUCUGUUCAGCAAGGGGCAAGGAAAAUGUGUGCCAUUAGCUGCUUUACACCAUUUUUACAUUAGGGGUGAUUAUUUAUUAAAACUCGAAUUUAACUCCCAUCCACGAUUUUAUCUUAUUUAUCAAUAAAAUAACUUGGAAAAAGUCGGGUCAGGGAAAAAAACCCAGAUGAAAUUGAACAAAAACAGUAAUCGUACAAAUUAUAUGGACUUUACUCGCAACUUGAUUUUUUUCAGAUUACCUGAAUUUUUCAGAUUAUCGGAUUUAACACAGCACAGACCACCAUAACUUCAAAUUGGGAUAGGGACAUCUGCUAUUUUCUUCUACAUGACCUCAACAAUUUUGAGAUGCAGGAUUUUCGCAUUGGUUUUUGUGCAGCUUCUGGGUAUAAUAAAUCUUGAAAGAAAAGUUGUUGUUUUUUUUUUUGGCCCAAAACACCUGGACCAGAAAAAAAAAUUGAGGUUUAUUAAAUAACCCCCUAUUCGUGAGUAUUCUGAAAUCUUAAUGAGUUAUUAGUUAAUGUGCUGGUUGGAUAACUGAUCCCCUGUGGCAGUCAUGAGGGUAGAGUGUUUGGGAUGGAGCCUUUUGGCCUUCCAGGAGAUAACUAUAAUAAAUUAGACUUAUGUUAGGCUCUGAUGAGUGCAGCUCAGUCCCACAACACACUCCCUCAGUACAUCAUGCUUUUCUACUGGCAUUGGUCAUUUCACAGCAACACUGGCACCCUAAGUCUAUAGGUCUAUAAUCAUACCCUGAAUCACUGUGCAUUAGACAAGCCCUGUUCAUCAUUGAGCAAUACUUAAGACUAAUUAGACCCAGUGGGUCAGUCACUUAGCGAUGCAGAAGUUCUGAUAUCUGCAAAGGGAACUCAUUGGUAGUUGCUUGUGACAUACCAGCUAAAAGCAUAGCAGCAAGUAGUGUCAUGGGAUGACAGUAUCCUUUUAAUGCCCACUGCUUCCACCAAAAAACCAAGAUGGCAGCCCAUGAUUCUGUGUAACUUUUAGGGAGACAAUGAGGGCCACCAGGACUGUUCAAGAGGCUGAACCUGCCCAGGGAAUAUGGGUGCCCACCCCUGUACUAAACCUGACCCGAUUUAACUUGUGUACUGAUGUAUGCAAAACUGCUAUAUGCAAGUCAAAUCAUGUGAAUCUGUCAUUGUCUACAUGUCGGAAUGUUAAAUAAGAUGACAAAGCAACAAACAUCUCAGUAGUUUAAUGUACAAGCUGGUAAGGGUUACAAAUAAAAGGGGAGGGAUGUGGUUCCUGUAAAUCAAACUGGUUGUAGCCGGGGAACAUUUUAAAAUUGGAUAGAAUUUAUUUUUUAUUACAGAAUUUGAUUCAAAUGAGUAGUUUCUGGUGGUGCAUUGCUGCAGAUAAUUAUUCAAUAGACAGGGAUGAAUCCAGGACAGUGAAUACACUCUCACCAGGGCCUUCGGAUGCUAAACUGUAAUUAAAGAAGUCAUUGGACCUUUACACACUUUUGGCCUGUACAGCACCAGGACUUUAUCAUUGAGCAGAGCUAUGAAAGCAACACUCCGUUACACUGCUGUAGUAUUAGUACUGGGAAUAAAAGGUAACGAGCGCUCCUCGUUUGUAUGAUUUUUUUUUAGGCUUUGUUUCAAUUGCAAAAAUUGUUUUAUGUAAUAUUAUGAAAUCCUAGCAUUGAUGGGAGGACUGAUUGUAAAGAUAAUGUAAUCCAGCUGCAGUUGUUACACCAGUGUAUGUAUUGUUUGGUUAUAUACAAAAGGAGGCAGGGAAUAGCGGUUUUUGGUACUAUGUACCUCUUCCAUGAUUUUCUCAUGCCCAAGUAUUCCUGUACCUAAUCACCCAUCUAUUUAAAUGUGUUAAAUUGAGAAUCUAUAAGAAUAUUAAAAGUGUUGUCUAUCCUUUU
Molecule: messenger RNA, 5412 nt
Organism: Xenopus laevis (African clawed frog)
Lineage: Eukaryota; Metazoa; Chordata; Amphibia; Anura; Pipidae
Gene: akap10.L
Product: A-kinase anchoring protein 10 L homeolog
Biological process (GO): intracellular protein localization
Cellular component (GO): plasma membrane; mitochondrion
Molecular function (GO): protein kinase A binding
Source: RefSeq, marked provisional